Nicotiana tabacum (common tobacco) is the source of this 1308-nucleotide messenger RNA. RefSeq names its product eukaryotic translation initiation factor. NCBI's taxonomy places the organism in Eukaryota, Viridiplantae, Streptophyta, Magnoliopsida, Solanales, Solanaceae. Gene Ontology annotation, cellular component: eukaryotic translation initiation factor 4F complex. Gene Ontology annotation, molecular function: mRNA binding; translation initiation factor activity; protein binding. The record is from RefSeq and is a predicted model, not a curated record.
UACCAUGUCCUUUUCCAGUGAAUGCUUUAGGUACACUCGAGAUCAACUGCUGAAACUGAGGAAGGUGGUUAACAUUUCCGAUGAUAUGCUUGAAAUCAAACAAGAAUUUCCUCUACUGUUUGGUGAAAAUGCCCAUCGAGGUUGUGCAGAUUCCAACGUGCAGGUCCAGUCUCAGACUGGUUUUUCCGAGCCACAGUUUGCAAGAACUCCAGUAUCUCCCAACCCAGGGGGAGGACCUACUCCUGCACUAAUCAAGGCUGAGCUGGCAUCGUCAGCAGCUCGAAGAAGCAAUCUUUCUGACGAUGAUCGUGUGUUGAAGAUUGUGAUGGGUAUACUCAACAACCCGACUCUGAAAAGGUUUGAUCUCCUAAAAAGUCAAUUGAUAAUUACCGGGAUAACUAGUGCAGACAUUCUAAAGGGUGUUGUUACCUUGAUAUUUGACAAGGCUGUACUAGAACCAACAUUUUGCCCGAUGUUUGCCCAACUGUUUUUUGAUCUCAAUAAAAAGCUGCCUCCAUUUCCUUCUGAUGAAUCUGGUCGCAGAAAGAUUACAUGCCGGCGUGUUCUAUUGGAUAAUUGUCAGAAGACAUUUGAAGGUGCUGACAAUCUGCAAGAAGAGGCGAGGCAAAUGACAGCACAGGAGCAGGAGUCAGAACGCAAGGACAAAGAAAAGUUGAUCAAAUUGCGAAAUCUUGGCAAUAUACGGCUUAUUGGAGAGCUUUUUAAGCUUAGGAUGGUCACUAAAAACAUUAUUCGUAUCAUUGUUAAGGAACUGUUAAUGAGCGAUCACAAAUGUUGUCUGUCAGAGGAGAAUGUUGAAGCCAUUUGCCAGUUAUUCAACAACAUUGGCAAGCUGCUUGAUAAGAGCCAAGAUUCAAGGGACAACAUCGAUGUUUACUUUGACAGUUUGAAGAAACUGUCGACAAAUCCUCAGUUGACUCCACAACUGAGGUUUAUGGUUUGCGAUGUGCUGAAUUUACGAUCCAAUAACUGGGUUCCUAAGCCAAUUUUAAUUCUGUAAUUGCUUGACGAGCUAAACCAAACUUGCCAUUUUUCUUUGAGCCAGCAUAAACAAAUCAGAAGCUCGUUCUGUCUUUAUUUUAUGCUUAGAUCAUGGACAUUAAUGUUCGAUGUAAAAGCACAUAAAUGUUUUAACCUACAUUUACAUUCAAGAGCGAAGUACAUCAUAACUUAUGUAAGUAACUUUGGCUAGAAUUAUGCGUAUAACUUGAACACAUCUAUUAUAUAUAUGUUCAAGUUGCGUUACACAAUGUCUUUGCAGUUGGUAUGAUAAACGAAUUAUAUUUA